UCCAUCGAACAGGUUUAUAUACGCCUCUCGCCGCUGGGAAGCCCUCUUAAUCUUUGAAAGCCUUAUCUAGUUGUAGCGCCGAAACCAUGUCUACCUCUGCCGCUUCCUUGGCCCUUCCCACCUUCACUUCCAGAUUCCGGCCACGAUGCUUUGCCAGACAAGCCUUGCUCUCUUCCCAUUCCUCUUCUCUCCGACUAAAAUCCAGGCCCUUUUCAUUGUCUGCCUCUUUUCUUCGAUUCCACACGCCUUCACCCUCUCGUUUUAUCCCCAGUGUUGCUCUUUCUUCUGAGUUCGAACAAGAAGAGAUUGUGACUGAUGAAGACGAGCCUAGCUACUCCCCCGACCUCAAACUCUUCGUCGGUAAUCUUCCCUUCAGCGUUGACAGUGCCCAGCUGGCUGAAUUGUUCGAGAGCGCUGGAACUGUCGAGAUGGUUGAGGUAAUUUAUGAUAAAAUGACCGGAAGAAGCAGGGGAUUCGGUUUUGUGACCAUGUCUACCUCUGAGGAAGUUGAAGCAGCUGCUCAACAAUUCAAUGGCUAUGAACUUGAUGGACGGGCGUUGAGAGUAAAUUUUGGACCUCCUCCCCGGAAGGAGAAUGCCCCUUUCAGAGGUUCAAGAGGCGGUUAUGCUUCAGAUACUGGAAACCGCGUUCAUGUUGGUAAUCUUGCAUGGGGUGUUGAUAACUUGGCGCUUGAGACUCUGUUUGCUGAGCAGGGAAAGGUUUUGGAAGCAAAGGUAAUUUAUGACAGAGAAAGUGGAAGGUCAAGAGGAUUUGGAUUUGUGACUUACGGCAGUGCUGAAGAGGUUAACGGUGCUAUUGAGUCCUUAAACGGUGUGGACUUGAAUGGCAGAGCUAUUCGAGUGUCCUUAGCAGAUGCUAAGCCAAGGCGUCAAUUUUGAAUAUUUGACCUCUAAUAAGUAGCUUGUGAAGCAAUCGCUCCAUCUGGGCGUGUUGAAUGUGCGCCGUUCAUUCUAAUUCAGUGAUGCCUUGGAAGAUUGAAUUGUGGAGCUUUCUGCCAUUCUUCCUCUUCAAUCUAUACUAUGGGCUCUUGGUGUCUGCUUAAAACUGCUCCCGCUUGUUGGGAGAUUUACGUGGACGUGGGCGCACUUUAUUGGUGUUUUCACGCGGUUUCUAAAAGCACUACCUCAUUAUAGCUUGGUAGCAGUAUAUGUCAUCUUGAUAUGCUCAUUUAUUGCCUGAGGAUUUGAUUAGUGUGUUUAUUGAAGUUGGAAUGUAUUCACCAAAUAUAGCCCAUUUUGCUUAUGCACGUAGAUGAGUUCUGUGGUAUCUUAACUACCAGUGAUAUUGUAGAAGGAUUUUAUUACUGCAGAGUCGCAAGGAGAAUUAUUUACUUCUGUAUUUGUAAA
Prosopis cineraria is the source of this 1367-nucleotide messenger RNA. RefSeq names its product 29 kDa ribonucleoprotein A, chloroplastic. Gene Ontology annotation, cellular component: cytosol. The record is from RefSeq and is a predicted model, not a curated record. The transcript has 4 exons. NCBI's taxonomy places the organism in Eukaryota, Viridiplantae, Streptophyta, Magnoliopsida, Fabales, Fabaceae. The coding region runs from base 87 to 899 and encodes 270 amino acids. Gene Ontology annotation, molecular function: mRNA binding.